Molecule: messenger RNA, 1325 nt
Organism: Mytilinidion resinicola
Lineage: Eukaryota; Fungi; Ascomycota; Dothideomycetes; Mytilinidiales; Mytilinidiaceae
Product: Ribulose-phosphate 3-epimerase
Exons: 4
Coding region: 166-915 (249 amino acids)
Biological process (GO): carbohydrate metabolic process; pentose-phosphate shunt; pentose-phosphate shunt, non-oxidative branch
Cellular component (GO): cytosol
Molecular function (GO): metal ion binding; D-ribulose-phosphate 3-epimerase activity
Source: RefSeq, a predicted model, not a curated record
GAGGGCUGAGGGUGAGGUCAUUCUGAAAACACCAAGCCUGCAUCGUGAACUCGCCCAUCCCAAUUUCCUCACGCACGCCCAGCCGCCGUCUUGCGACCCCUUUUGUGGCCCGCCCUGCACCAAUUGCACCCCGUGUCACCCGCCCAUCACAGCCUCACCCCCGCCAUGACUCCCCCCGCCAUCAUCGCGCCCUCCAUCCUCUCCGCCGACUUUGGAGCCCUGGGCAAGGCAUGCUCCGACACCAUCGCCCAAGGCGCCGAUUGGCUUCAUGUGGAUAUCAUGGACGGCCACUUCGUGCCGAACAUGACCUUUGGCGCCCCCGUUGUAACCAAGAUCCGCUCGCACGUUGCCCGCCCUAUCAGCGCUUACGGAAAGGGGACCUUCGACUGCCACAUGAUGAUAACUGAGCCGAAGAGAUGGGUUCGAGACUUCCAGAACGCCGGCUGCGACCUCUACUGCUUCCACUACGAGGCCGCCUUCUCUACCGCCGCCGACUCGCCCUCGGGAAAAUCCGACUCGAAAACCUCCCCCAAAGAACUGAUCAAGUACAUUCACGGCCUCGGCAUACAAGCCGGCAUCGCGAUAAAACCCAGCACCCCCGUCGACGUGCUGUGGGACAUAAUAGAGAAUCCAGUGGAAGAUGAACGACCCGAUAUGGUUCUCAUAAUGACAGUUGAGCCUGGAUUCGGUGGCCAAUCCUUCAUGGCCUCGGAGCUCCCCAAAGUGUCCGCUCUACGCGCCAAGUACCCAGAACUGCACAUCGAAGUCGACGGGGGGCUAUCGGAGAAGACCAUCCCUCAAGCCGCCGACGCAGGUGCUAAUGUAAUCGUAGCUGGUAGUGCUGUCUUUGGCGCCAGCGAUCCGAGUCAGGUCAUUGCAGUGCUGAGGGAAGCAGUCGAGAGCAGGCGGAAGUAGGUAGAGAAGGCGCCUGUGGGAUGGAUGUAAUUAUGACUUUGACGUCUGAUGGUAAGCACAAAAGGGGGUAGAUGACUUGCAUAUAGCGUCGCUGGCAUUAGAUCGAGCUUGUGGUCCAAAUAAGAACCGAUGACAUUCGUCUUAUCCCCCUGCUAGGUACUGUAAUCGUCAUCUAAGACGUGCAUUUUCCAACCUCGAGGGUUCUGAGUCACACUCGGAAAGAAAGGUUUGACAGCAGAACCUCUAACGGUAUGACACGAAGUAUGAGCAUCCGAUCUUAUCUAUUUCAUCAAUCUAAACUCUACUUAUCGGUAACUUUUGGGGAGGGUUCACAGUCUUGAGCACGUGUAGCAACGGGUGACCUCUCACAUGGCCAUCACGUUGCCCCAACUCAACUCUCCGCCUCGUAC